Molecule: messenger RNA, 3144 nt
Organism: Hippocampus zosterae (dwarf seahorse)
Lineage: Eukaryota; Metazoa; Chordata; Actinopteri; Syngnathiformes; Syngnathidae
Gene: samsn1b
Product: SAM domain, SH3 domain and nuclear localisation signals 1b
Exons: 15
Coding region: 293-2164 (623 amino acids)
Molecular function (GO): protein binding
Source: RefSeq, a predicted model, not a curated record
UUUCAGACACACGGCAAACAAAAGCCCGGAUGGAUGGUUGUUUAUUGUCUUGUUGCAAUGGGUGGCCCGGCCCGUGUUGGACAGUGACGGCUCACUGCAUCUAUUGGAUUAGGCAAGGAUUUUAAACUGGGAUUAUGCCAUUGGGCUGCAGUCAGCAUGGGGUAUGUGUGAGCCUUUCCAUCACUGGGGUAGAUGAGGGUGUGUUCCUGUGUGUGAAAGCACUCAGCAGACACAACAGUGUAUUUAUUUACUGUCCUUUUGGCUUUAUUGCCGUCGGCACAGCGCUUCAGCCAUGAACCUGUUUUGCUUCACUCUGGAUGGCUCCUCCGAGAGCAUAUAUGAACCAUCCCACAACUCAUCACUGAAUGACGUGUUCCCAAAUUCCCACUGCAGCCCUCUUCUAAGGCGUAGACCUCAAUGGACUGGCUCAGAUCCAAACAUUAGUUAUGUCCAAACGCCAAACAAUGUAAGAUUAAAAAGAAACAAUAGAAGGUCUUGCAUCACAACUUCGGCAAUAGAAAAUGAAACAUCAGAAACAGACUAUUCAUGUUGGACAGCAUCGGGUCUCAGGAUUGAUAUCCAUCAUCAAGAGACAGAAGACAAGAUAGCGGCCUGUCAAAGCAACACUGAAGACCCGGUGAAGGAGAUGACCUCAGAAAAGAUGAAAAAAGGUCAUCCAGUUCAGAGUGGCGAAAGUGCAGAAGACAAAGAUGGACCAAUGACUUCAACUUCAAGAAGACUAAAGAUGUUACAUGAUUUGGUUCAAGCCAAAAAAGGACACCAGAGUGCUUCUGGGAAAGGAACAAACGAGCCUAAUAAUAGGAAUAAUUCAUCCGACAUGUUAAGUAACACCAACUCAGUGUUCACCUGCAUCAGUCUGGGCAAAAGAACGGAAAAGUCUUCCCAAAGUGAUCAGCAGCAGCAGCAGCAGCAAGAGGAAGUAAAAAACCUCAAUGUGGAUUUGAAGACAAAAGUUGUUCAGAACACCAUUGACUGUUCUCAGCCACGUUUGCCCUUUUAUCACACUUGCCACCAACCUGGACAUAAGAUGGGGGUCUGCGAAGGCAACUUGGUGCUUCCUCAGGCAAGCGAAUGGGAUCGCUUUGAGAGUCUCAUUCAGGAACUGGACAGAAAAGAAUCUGAUCUUCCUCCAACCACGUUUGCAGCAGCCACCAAAGAUAUCCAAUCCACAGGAGACAAACUGACCGUAUUUGGAAAAUUGGUCACGCCCACGGAGCCGCCGCCCUUUAUGAAACCACAACACAACGCAAGUCCUUUGAGCGGGUCCAAACUAAGCAAGAGGCAGACUGCAGACUCACCACGGCCUGACAAGCAGCCCAUUGAAACCACAGCAAAGAAAAAAAGUACAACUGCUGUUUGUGUUGACACCCAAAAACCAGAUGCUAAGAAGAGGGAGUCUGGUGUCAUGAGGAUACUGACCGAGGGACGCAAGCUCUCCAGUAAUUCAAUGGAAAGCCUCUAUAGUAGACAAAGUUCCUCAAGUGGAGUUACCAGUGACUGUUCCAGUAACAGAGACAGUCUGAGGCUGGAGGAUGAAUCCUUUUGCCCAAGACUUUACUGUGGUCGAGCGCGAGUACAUACAGAGUUCAUGCCAAGUCCAUAUGACACAGAAUCCCUCAAGCUUAAGGUUGGCGAUGUAAUUGACAUCAUCCACAAGCGCCCCAUGGGAAUAUGGACUGGGAUGUUGAACAACAAAAUCGGCAACUUUAAAUUCAUCUAUGUGGAUGAGUUAUCAGAGGCGGCUCCUGAGACACACGAGGAAGUGCAAAACCACAGACCGCCCCCAAAAUGCACCUCGACUAUCCAUGAAGUGUUGAGGCGUCUCAGUUUAGAGGAAUAUUCAAGCUCUCUCCAGCAGAACGGUUACCAAACAGUAGAUGACUUGAUGAGGCUGAGGGAGCAUCACCUGACAAAACUACAAGUGACGGAUCCAGAGCACAGGCAUCGUCUGCUUGCUGCGGUCGAGUCCUUGCAACAACUGAGCUCUAAUUGUGACUUGGAGAAGGAGCCCAAGCAAGAGGUCGGGACCCCUACUGAAAACAUGAAAAGAGACAUGAGAGACUCAGGCUGCCACAUGACAUCUGAUAGCACCGACAUCAGUGGAGAGGACGCAGACAUUCGUUUUCCUUGCGAGCCAUCUUAACCUCGCUGUAUCUGCUCCCAUUGGGUUCCAUCUUAAGGAAACAUGGUAUUCCUUUCCACUGCUAUGCAGAUGACUGCCAGAUCUAUGUCCCACUGAGCAAGAAAGACACCUUCUCAUUAAGGCCACUCCUAUCCUGUCUGGAAGAAAUCAAAACUUGGAUGGCACAAAAUUUCUUGAAGUUCAACGAAAAGAAGACAGAGGUGAUAUUGUUUGGCCCCAGUGGACCUUGUACAUUCCAUCCUGUAGACUUGGGCCCCCUAUCUCCUUAUCUGAAAUCAACGGUCUCAAACUUGGGACUUAAACUGGACAGUGAUUUCAAACUCGAUCGGCAAAUUGGUGCCGUUGUUAAAUCCAGCUUCUUUCACCUUAGACAGCUGGCCAAAAUAAAACCUUUCCUCUCACAUGAACACUUUGAGACAGUAAUUCAUGCCUUUGUCACAUCCCGGCUCGAUUACUGCAACGCCCUGUACUUUGGAGUCAGCCAGUCCUCCAUCAAGCGCCUUCAGCUGGUACAGAAUGCCGCUGCUCGCCUCUUGACUGGUACUCGUCAGAGGGAGCAUAUAACUCCUACUUUGGCAUCCCUUCACUGGCUCCCCAUUCAUUUUAGAAUUAUUUUUAAGAUCCUCCUCUUUGUUUUCAAAUCUCUGAAUAAUCUCGCGCCACCUUACCUCUCUGAGCUCAUACGCCCCUACACCCCUGCCCGGCGCCUCAGGCCUGUGGACCAGUCUUUGCUAGACGUACCAAGAACUAAACUGAGGCUCAGAGGGGAUCGAGCCUUUUCUGUUGCUGGUCCAUCUCUCUGGAAUGACCUCCCACUGAACAUUCGGCAAGCCUCCUCGCUGCCCAUCUUUAAAUCCCUCCUCAAAACUCACUUGUAUUCUUUGGCGUUUGACUCAGCAUGACUUAGAUUUGCUAUUGGUUUUACUGCUUGGUGCUUUCUACCGCCUUAUUACUUAUUACUUAUUACUGAUUCGUCUUAC